GCAAAGUUUGCUGCACUCAUUCUGUGUUCAUUUGCAAACAUGUAAAGUUCGAAAUAAUAAUUUUAUGAGAUUUUAGAGUUUUUUUUAAAACGACUUUGGCGUUUUAAAAAAUCGUUUUAAAGUGUUUUAGUGUAAUAAUUUUAUGAGUUCAGUUAUUUAUAUCUUAUUUUUUGUGUAUUUUGUGCAAAAGAUAUCUUGCUUGUUUUUAGAUAGCAAUCUGUUUGUAAAAAGAUGAGCAAGGGGACUAGCUCAGGUCGUAGAGGAACAGCAAGUACUUCUGCGAGUAAUAAUGCAUCUGCUGCCAUGUCAACUGAUUUAGCAUCUUUGUUCGAGUGCCCUGUGUGCUUCGACUAUGUCCUGCCUCCAAUUCUUCAGUGUCAAAGUGGCCAUCUAGUUUGCUCCAACUGUAGACCAAAGUUGGUAUGCUGCCCUACAUGUCGUGGAUCUUUAGGAAACAUAAGAAAUCUGGCUAUGGAAAAAGUGGCUAGUAAUGUGAUGUUUCCGUGCAAACAUUCUGGAAAUGGUUGCACUGUAUCCUUGAUUCACACUGAAAAGGCUGAUCAUGAGGAAGGUUGUGAAUUUCGGCCUUAUUCCUGCCCUUGCCCAGGAGCCUCUUGCAAGUGGCAAGGAUCAUUAGAACAAGUUAUGCCUCAUUUGAUGCUGUCGCAUAAAUCUAUUACCAAUCUUCAAGGAGAAGAUAUAGUUUUUAUGGCUACUGAUAUCAAUUUGCCUGGAGCUGUGGACUGGGUUAUGAUGCAGUCUUGCUUUGGCCAUCAUUUUAUGCUAGUUUUGGAAAAACAAGAAAAGUUUGAUGGUCUUCAACAAUUUUUUGCCAUCGUCCAAUUGCUUGGGUCCAGGAAGCAAGCAGAAAAUUUUGCAUAUAGGCUUGAACUGAAUGGACAUCGUCGUCGCUUGACUUGGGAAGCAAUGCCGCGAUCUAUUCAUGAAGGGGUGUCUUCUGCAAUUAUGAAUUCAGACUGCUUAGUAUUUGAUACUUCUAUUGCCCAAUUAUUUGCAGACAAUGGAAAUCUGGGAAUUAAUGUGACCAUUUCUGUUGUACAAUGGCGCAAUUAACACUAUGUUAUAAUUAUAUAAUUCGAUAUAAUUAUAUCAUUUUAAUAUAAU
Ctenocephalides felis (cat flea) is the source of this 1125-nucleotide messenger RNA. Its product is annotated as E3 ubiquitin-protein ligase sina-like. Gene Ontology annotation, molecular function: ubiquitin protein ligase activity; zinc ion binding; ubiquitin conjugating enzyme binding. The record is from RefSeq and is a predicted model, not a curated record. Gene Ontology annotation, cellular component: cytoplasm. The transcript has 5 exons. Gene Ontology annotation, biological process: multicellular organism development; proteasome-mediated ubiquitin-dependent protein catabolic process. NCBI's taxonomy places the organism in Eukaryota, Metazoa, Arthropoda, Insecta, Siphonaptera, Pulicidae. The coding region runs from base 232 to 1074 and encodes 280 amino acids.